This is a messenger RNA of Annulohypoxylon truncatum, 2002 nucleotides long. Its product is annotated as G protein-coupled glucose receptor regulating Gpa2-domain-containing protein. Gene Ontology annotation, molecular function: G protein-coupled receptor activity. The coding region runs from base 593 to 1756 and encodes 387 amino acids. Gene Ontology annotation, biological process: adenylate cyclase-activating G protein-coupled receptor signaling pathway. The transcript has 3 exons. NCBI's taxonomy places the organism in Eukaryota, Fungi, Ascomycota, Sordariomycetes, Xylariales, Hypoxylaceae. Gene Ontology annotation, cellular component: plasma membrane. The record is from RefSeq and is a predicted model, not a curated record.
CAUCGAAACCGCUGCAAAACAUUAGUCAAAACAAACUUUUUGGUGUCCUGGUAGCUAUAUGAGAUUGAAGGCGUAUAAUGUUUUUUCCGCCACUGAUCACCUAGGUAGGACCUGCUGUGGAACGGAUCACAAGUUGUUCUUCGUCCUGCUUUAUACCUAGGAAAUUCGUACCCCUCCCUGCGGAUGCCUUCUACUCGCCUCCCCGGGUCCGUGUGUAAUAUUGCUUGUCUCCUUUAGACUGCAUUGAAAUCCACAUAUAUGGGCAUGUGAAGUACACUACCGUCCUAGAUCCGGGGUUAGAUCUAAACGACUUCCCCAAGUGCUUAAUUAUUAAAAGAACGCCCAAGUAAGCUUUCUUUGGAAUUUCAAGAGAAAUUCUUCUUACUGAUGCGUCAGGGAUAUGGAAGCUUAUACGUCCACCAAUAGUCUAUAGAGCCUCGAAGGCUUAUAUGACUAUUGUUGUUACUUUCAUUAUAUCGAUUGUUUUGAUUGAAUAUCAUUGAAAUACAUCUAAUUCGCAUCGGCCGAUAUUCGUAGUAACAUUCACUGACAACGGUUUUGGAUUGAUGAUAAAGGAGGAAACGACAACAAGAUGGCGACGAACAGCGAUGGAAUACCGUUGGCCUACUACGAGGCGCCGUACAGUCUCCUAUCCAUGGACAACCAAACCUACAGCGGACUUCUAGUCAUAGGGACCCUCGCUGCUAUCUCGCUGCUCUUUACAAGUGCUCUUCUCAGUUUCAUAACAUGGCGUAUGGUCAAUUGGAAAUCCCACUAUAGCAGUCCCGUCAGUCGAAACCAGUCGAUCGUUCUCAUCUACCAGCUCAUUCUCGCCGAUCUCAUACAAGCACUCGGGUUUUUGAUAUCAUUUCACUGGGCAGCGGAGCGUAAAAUCACCGGGCCGAACAGUUCGUGCUUUGCACAGGGAUGGCUGAUUCAACUUGGGGAUGUCGGCAGCUCCUUUUUCGUCCUCGCGAUCGCGGUCCACACGACAUACCAGGUCAUUCUCUCGAGAAGUCUAUCUUAUGGGGCCUUCGUUUCUUGUGUGCUCGGUGUUUGGGGACUAUCCGUCGGCCUUACGUCCCUCGCGCCGAUCAUCGGCGGACGUUUUGUGUUCAUGAGAGCUGGAGUCUGGUGCUGGAUACAAUCAGAUAGAGAAGGACUGCGUCUUUCUCUUCACUAUAUUUGGAUUUUCAUCGUCGAAUUCGGCUCCAUUCUAGUCUAUGCUGUCUGUUUCUUUUACCUGUAUCGCCUCAGACGCAGAGAAGCUCUGAUGUCAGGUCGAAACGUCGAGAGCCUGCGAAGGGCCCGAGCCGCUAUGUUGGCGUACGCAAUAAUAUACACUCUCUUGAGUCUACCUUUAGCCGCUGGAAGAAUGGCUAGUAUGUCGAAUAAUACGCCGUCCGAUGGAUAUUAUCUAUUCGCUGGUGGUCUUUUCACCUGCUCCGGUUGGGUGGAUACCGUGCUUUAUACUAUAACACGACGAGCGCUACUCUUCGACGAAUUAAACGUUUAUGGACGCCGACCUGGAGCAAAGGUGGGCAACGGCACGCGUCACGCCAAGGACGCCGGCUUCCAAAGGCAGAACAGUACGGAGUCUAUUCUAGCUAGUCACGGCUUCGGGAGUAUUGGGGGGAUCAAGUUGGAGAGAACCGUGAAAGUCGAGCUCGCUGAUGUGGAAAGCGGCACCAGCGGAUCAGGGAAUGGAGGGCAAGAAUACUAUGCCACAGCAACGGCAGAGGUCAUGAAAUCCUAAGAUGGAAAUAAAUUAUUGUUAGCGUUAUGUAGACAAUAGAUCGCAGAUCUGAUUCUACAGCUAGGAUCUCGAAUCUAGCGGGGACUAACCUUGGUCAUGAUAGAUUUCUUCAGUUCCUAGCGUAUUGCACUUAGCUUCCGCUAUAUCGCCAUAUUCAUGUUUUUAUGGCCUCUUAUUUGUUUGACAUAUUGUUACCUACCAUAGCGGGAAAAUACGUAGCCUAAUAAUGAUUUGAAAGUUAAAUAA